Neomonachus schauinslandi (Hawaiian monk seal) is the source of this 2281-nucleotide messenger RNA. It is a transcript of the gene ARSB, whose product is annotated as arylsulfatase B. The transcript is spliced from 8 exons. The coding region runs from base 4 to 1614 and encodes 536 amino acids. NCBI's taxonomy places the organism in Eukaryota, Metazoa, Chordata, Mammalia, Carnivora, Phocidae. The record is from RefSeq and is a predicted model, not a curated record.
AGGAUGGGCCGGGGCGGCGCGGCGAGCCUGCCCCGAGGCCCCAGCCUGCGGCGGCCGCUCCUCCCCGGCGUCCUCCCCUUGCUGCUGCGCCUGCUACUGCUGGCGGUCCCGCCGGGCGCAGGCGCGGGGGCCGGCCGGCCGCCGCCGCACCUCGUUUUCGUGCUGGCGGACGACCUGGGCUGGAACGACGUGGGCUUCCACGGCUCGAACAUCCGCACGCCGCACCUGGACGCGCUGGCGGCCGGCGGGGUGCUCCUGGACAACUACUACACGCAGCCGCUGUGCACGCCUUCGCGGAGCCAGCUGCUCACCGGCCGCUACCAGAUCCACACGGGCUUACAACACCAAAUAAUCUGGCCCUGUCAGCCCAGCUGUGUCCCUCUGGAUGAAAAACUGCUGCCCCAGCUUCUAAAAGAAGCAGGCUACACUACCCAUAUGAUCGGAAAAUGGCACCUGGGAAUGUACCGGAAAGAAUGCCUUCCAACCCGCCGAGGAUUUGAUACUUACUUUGGAUAUCUCCUAGGUAGUGAAGAUUACUAUUCCCAUGAGCGCUGUACAUUAAUUGACGCUCUAAAUGUCACACGAUGUGCUCUUGAUUUUCGAGAUGGUGAAGAAGUUGCAACAGGAUAUAAAAAUAUGUAUUCAACAAACAUAUUUACCGAAAGAGCUACAGCCCUCAUAACUAACCACCCACCAGAGAAGCCUCUGUUUCUCUACCUUGCUCUUCAGUCUGUCCACGAGCCCCUUCAGGUCCCCGAGGAAUACCUGAAACCAUACAACUUUAUCCAAGAUAAGAAUAGACACUACUAUGCAGGAAUGGUGUCUCUUAUGGAUGAAGCAGUGGGAAAUGUCACGGCAGCCUUAAAAAGCCACGGGCUCUGGAACAACACAGUGUUCAUCUUCUCCACAGAUAAUGGAGGACAGACUCUGGCAGGGGGCAAUAACUGGCCCCUUCGAGGAAGAAAAUGGAGCCUGUGGGAAGGAGGCAUUCGAGGCGUGGGCUUUGUGGCAAGCCCCUUGCUGAAACAGAAGGGUUUGAAGAACCGGGAGCUCAUCCACAUUUCUGACUGGCUGCCGACACUCGUGAAGCUGGCCCGGGGAAGCAUAAAUGGCACCAAGCCUCUGGACGGCUUCGAUGUGUGGAAAACCAUCAGUGAAGGAAGCCCAUCCCCCAGAAUGGAGCUGCUGCAUAAUAUCGACCCAAACUUUGUGGAUAUUUCACCGUGUCCUGGGAAGAGCCUGGCUCCAGCAAAGGAUGAUUCUUCUCGUCCAGAAUAUUUCUCCUUCAACACAUCUCUCCAUGCUGCAAUUAGACACAGGAAUUGGAAACUUCUCACCGGCUACCCAGGCUGUGGUUGCUGGUUUCCUCCACCGUCUCAAAACAAUGUUUCUGUGAUACCCUCAUCGGACCCACCGACCAAGACCCUCUGGCUCUUUGAUAUUCACCAGGACCCGGAAGAAAGACACGACCUGUCACGAGAGCAUCCCCAUAUUGUCAGGCAGCUCCUUUCCCGCCUGCAGUUCUACCACAAACACUCGGUGCCCGUGCACUUCCCGGCGCAGGACCCGCGCUGUGACCCCAAGGGCACUGGGGCCUGGGGCCCGUGGAUGUAGGACUUCUGCAGCCCUGGGGAGCCAGACCGCCUUUCUGUUACAAGUUGGACUCAGGCUUUUACUCCUGUACCUCUCGUCUCAUUUGCUCUCCCAGCCUGGGUUCCCCUGGCCCUUCUCUUGUUCCUCAACCACGCUGAGGUGUCUCAUUGCAACCCCCAGUGCAUUUAAAAGCUGAUAAAACCUGGAACACUCCUGUUGCUGGCCAGGGUGUGUGUCUAGGGGAGAGGGUGGCUGAGUUCAAUCUCUUGUUCCUGAGCCGUGGGACAGCUAGGAACUUGACUUGGAAUAGGAGGUUCUCACUGAGUCCUGGAGGCUGGAACAGCUGGCUCUUUUUGCCUCACAAGUCAGAUGUUAGAUCUCCCUCUGCCAAUAGCUGGCUUUUAUUGGAGUGCCUCAUGUUUCUUGUAACAAAUGUAGGGAGCAGACUGUUUUUAAUGGUUCUGUUGGCCAGGGGAUCUCCCUGUCUGUGAGAUAUCAUGUUCAGGCAUUCCAUGUGAAUAACCCCCCUUGGUUCACCCCUCACUUACUCACCCUGUCACUCAUCUCAUCGUGGAGCAUAAGGCCCAUUUCAUAGUUACGGUCAGCAUGGCAAUAUGCCUGCUUCUUGGUUUUGGUUAUUACAAUAAAGAAAUGUGUUUUUAUCCCCAGUUGUUUUUUGUUUUUUUUU